Messenger RNA from Encephalitozoon cuniculi GB-M1, 1074 nucleotides. RefSeq lists its product as uncharacterized. The transcript has a single exon. The record is from RefSeq and is marked provisional. NCBI's taxonomy places the organism in Eukaryota, Fungi, Microsporidia, Unikaryonidae. The coding region runs from base 1 to 1074 and encodes 357 amino acids.
AUGAAGCUCUUGGGAUUCCUGAUAGUUGGACUCAGUGCCAUCAGUGCUCUUAAGACUAAGGCUCUUCACCUUACAUGCGAGCAGGAGCUGAGGCCAUAUAGUGCCGUGGUAGAUGCUAACUGCAUGGCGUUUGCCCUGAACGGAAGCAACAUUCACGAGGCAAUCAAAUACCUCCAGGCAAUGAACAUCAAGAAGGCAUACGUGCUCUACUGGAACGACCAUGACCUCCGUGGAACUCCAAUGGUUCUUUAUGACAACGGAGCUCUUGCACCCUUCGACCCGUACACCAACACAGCGAAGUACGUUCUCUGUGUCGAGGCCUGCCCAUGCCCAGGGUCCAAGGCUGCCAGCGUUGGUGGGUUCCAGGCGGCUACCUCAUCCGAGAAGAUAUAUGUCGAGGGCAGUGCCAGGCCUGCCCAAUGCUCCGAAGUGUGCAUCGAGCCGGUUGAGCGCCGCCCCCACUACAAGAAGAUCGUCGUCAAUCCAUCUCCAAGCAACUGCAUUCCUUGCGAGCCCGAGUGCUAUGACUCUAGCAGCAGCAGCGAGUGCAAUAAGAAGAGAUGCAAGACAUUCCCAAGGAUAUGCAAAGAGAAGUGCGGAUCUAGGCGCCGUGGGUGCCCAAGGAAGGUCGAGGUCCUGAAGAGCCAGAAGACAUACACUUUCGACAUUGAGAAGUACAGAAGAAGGGGAGAGGUUGUUGUCAGAGUUUGCUCUAAGGACUCCAAGGAGAAGUUCGAGAGAUUCAUUCUGUCGAGGAACGGAGAGAUUAGGGGAAACAACAACAAGAACUGCAUUCUGGAGCCUCUUCCAAAGUGCCUCCGAUGCCCAGGACAGCUCCACAAGCUCAAGAAGCACAUCGAGCGCAAGGUCUGCCAGGAGGUCUGCAUGUACAUCAAUGCCAAGUGCGACAUCUUUGUGCUGGUCGGGGACUGCGACUUCUACAGAGUCGUGGUUAACGACAGGAGAAGAUACAGAAACCUCCACCUCAAGAAGGUUCGAGGACACAAGCUCCGAGAGCUUAUUAAGCACGGACUCUUUGGUGUUGAAUUUGGACCUCUCGAUCUCGAUCGCUGA